AUGAGCGACAUUGCUUUGGCUACUUCUGCUACCCAAUCUCCGCCAGUCAAGCGCGGGCCUGGCCGUCCGCGGAAAAUCAGACCUGAAGAUGAUCACGUUGGCUCGUCCAAAACUGUCGAGAAGAAAGUCAAGCUUGAGAGGGCAUCCAUGUUGAGCAAAUCUACUAGCAAGACGCUGAAAGACCCAAAUGCAAAGCCGAGAGGUCGCCCGCGUAAAGAGACGCUCGUCAAAUCUGAAGAAGCCUUGGCUACAACGUCAACAGCUAAUGUGCAACCAUCUCCAGGCAUCAAGCGAUUCAGACUCAAAGUCAACCCUGUCAUAGCUGGUCCUCUCAUCACUCAUCCCUUUCACAUGCCUCUGCCACCGAAAUACGCAUCACUCGACGCAUACCUUGCAUCCUUCAUCUCACUCGACGAGGACGUCACGCCUGAAGUUGCUCAACAAAAACGAGCGGAUAUGACACAACUCAGGCAACAGCCUGUGGUUCCUCCAUCACAUCAGGAUAUUCUCAGCAAUCAAGCAUGCUAUUUCGCCAAACUCAUGCAGGAUGAACGUCGCCGAAAUCUCAGUAAUGCGCGCAAGAUUGCGGGCAUGGUUCAGCAGCACUUCAAGCGUAUCUCUGGUGCUGACGAGCGACUGGAAAAGGACUUGCUCAAGCUCCAACGAGGUCUCGCGAAAAAGACUGCAAGCGAGGUGAGGAGGAAGUGGCGAUUGGCUGGAAAGGAGGUGCAGCGUCGUGUCUUGGUCAAGGAGCAGGAGCAACAACGUGCCUUGGGCAAACAACAUCUCAAUCAAAUCUUGGAGCAUUCUACAAGCUUGCUAGACGCACGACGCAAGUUGCAUGACGACGAAGAGGCGGAGGAAUCGUCCGAGGCUGAGUCUGACGACGAGGAUCACUAUUUGUCUGUGGAACAAUUGCGAGAGAAGUAUGCGCAUAUUCCUGAGGUCGAGCCAGCGUUGGACGCAAAGCUGGCGAAGCAAGCUGUGGUUCAAGAGGAGCAAGAAUCUCCCAUGGAUUCUGAAAUGGACAGCGACACACAAGAGGCGGAAGACGACGGACCAGGCCUUUCUUCACUCUAUCCAGAGCUGCGAAAGGUAGAUCGAGCCUCAUCUUCAGCAGACGCGGCCGAAAUCGACUCGACUGUUCCGAUCCGGCCUGCAACACGCCAAUCGAGCGGUGAACUGAUGGAGCUUGCGUCUGAUGUCGACAUGGUCGAGGACGACGACAGCAGUCCAAUGGAUUCUGAAAUGGAUGAUGACGAAUCUGGCAGCGAAGUGUCUGGGGCUUCUUCUGGUCCAGGGUUGGCCUACUUGUACUCUAUGCCCGUCAAACCCAAAGCACAGAUUGAAGAAGUACCUGCAAAGCCUGUCGAGGUACAGGAAGCUGUCCCUGCUGCUGUACCCAAGGCUGCAUCGCCAGCUGAAGGACAAGUUGAAAUCAAGACACCAAUUCCAUUCCUACUUCGUGGCACACUGCGAGAGUACCAGCACAUUGGCCUUGACUGGAUGGCAGGAUUGUACCAGAACGGGACGAAUGGUAUCCUUGCUGAUGAAAUGGGACUUGGCAAGACCAUCCAAACAAUCUCCUUGCUCACCUGGCUUGCUUGCGAACGCGAAGUUUGGGGACCACACCUCAUCAUUGUUCCCACCAGUGUCAUGCUCAACUGGGAGCGCGAGUUUAAAAAGUUUGCUCCUGGUCUCAAAGUUUUGACGUAUUAUGGCAAUCCCAAGGAACGCAAGGAGAAGCGACGCGGCUGGUCCAAGCCAGACUCCUUUCAUGUCAUCAUCACGUCUUAUCAGCUUGUCAUCUCCGACCAGGCUACGUUUCGUCGGCGUCGCUGGGAGUACAUGAUUCUCGAUGAAGCGCACAAUAUCAAGAACUUCAAGUCACAACGCUGGCAGACGUUGCUCAACUUCAAUACUGCGCAUCGUUUAUUGCUGACCGGUACGCCGCUUCAAAAUAAUUUGGGUGAGUUGUGGUCGUUGCUAUACUUUUUGAUGCCUCGGGGUAUCAGCGAGGAUGCGAGUUUUGCCAACUUGUCUGAUUUUCAAGAAUGGUUUGGCCGGCCGGUGGAUAAGAUGAUUGAGGAUAAUACGGGUGGUGGCAUGAGCGACGAAGCACGCAAUACAGUGGCAAAGCUCCAUCGCAUCCUGCGUCCUUAUAUUCUGAGGCGAUUGAAGGCAGAUGUUGAGAAACAGAUGCCCGGCAAGUUUGAACACGUCAUCGAUUGUCGACUCUCGAAACGCCAACGUUUUCUAUAUGACGACUUCAUGUCGCGUGCCAAGACGCGCGAGACAUUGGCAUCAGGCAAUUUUCUCAGCAUCAUCAAUUGUUUUAUGCAGUUGCGCAAGGUGUGCAAUCACCCUGAUUUGUUCGAGUCUCGGCCCAUCGUCACUUCCUUUGCCAUGCACAAGUCUGCUUCUGCCACGUACGAGACGCGAGAAUUGCUUGUUCGUCGGCGCUUGCUGACAGAGGCCCCUGGGACGCUGGUUGAUUUGGACUUUCUCAAUCUUCGCUUGCCGAGUCACGUACCUGAUUUGGUUGAAGUGGUGGACGAUGAUCAUCUGACGGUCGCAGGAAAACAAGCUUUUUUGAGAUACAAAGAUCAACUCUUUGCUCGCGAUCGCGCACUGUACAGACAACGCGUCAACAACUUUCGGACGCAGCGGGUGCCCAUCUAUGGUACGGACUUGCUUCCGCCACCAGGAUUUGAUAAGGCAUACUGGCAACAAACGUCGCACAUGUCGAAACUCAUGCCGAGUUACGAAAGUGUUGUUGCGUCUUGUGAACCUGCCGUGCGAAAGUUUGGCUGCAUCACACCAAAGCGCAUGCUCCCAUUGACUGCAGCACAACAAACAGAAUUACGCCAUGGUAUACGGGAUGCUGCUCAUUUUUCACGCACAUGCAUGUCGAUUGCGUUUCCCGAUAAACGACUGCUUCAAUUUGACUGCGGCAAAUUGCAACGUCUCGACAUGCUACUACGCGAUCUCCUUCCGCAAGGACAUCGUGUCCUCAUUUUUACACAAAUGACACGCAUGUUGGAUAUCCUUGAGCAAUUCCUGAAUAUCCAUGGUCAUCGCUAUUUCCGACUCGAUGGAGCCACCAAGAUUGAACAACGACAACAACUCACAGAACGCUUCAAUAAUGACCCUCGCAUUCCUGUGUUUAUACUCUCGACGCGGUCCGGUGGGUUGGGUAUCAACCUGACGGGUGCGAAUGUGGUUAUUUUCUUUGACAGUGAUUGGAAUCCUUGUAUGGAUCGACAGUGUCAGGACAGAGCGCAUCGAAUUGGUCAAACGCGUGAUGUACACAUCUACAGGUUCGUGUCUGAACAUACGAUUGAGCAAAACAUUAUGCGCAAGGCAAAUCAAAAACGCAUGUUGGAUAAUGUGGUUAUUGGACAAGGUGACUUUACAACGGAUUUCUUCAAUAAAGUCGAUUGGCGGGAUAUGCUGGGUGAGGAGCUCGGCGAGACAUUGCCGAUGAAUGCAGAGAUGGAUGUGUCUGGCGGUGGUUUGGAGGCAACAUUGGCCAUGGUGGAGGAUGAAGAUGAUGCUGCUGCUGCACGGGUUGCUGAGCGAGAGAUGGAUAUUGAUGCGGUUGAGUUUGCAGAGACGGGAACACCCGCUCAGCAAGCGGCGUUGGCUUCUUCGACGAACGCUGCGCCUGUCGUUGCCGACGAAGGGGAUGAAGAGGAGCCAGGCAGUGUGGACGACUACAUGAUUGAGUUCUUGCUACGGGAACAAGGUCGCAUGGACUUGAUGGAUGUCGUAUGA
Protomyces lactucae-debilis is the source of this 3777-nucleotide messenger RNA. Its product is annotated as SNF2 family N-terminal domain-containing protein. Gene Ontology annotation, biological process: regulation of DNA-templated transcription. Gene Ontology annotation, molecular function: DNA binding; ATP hydrolysis activity; ATP binding. The transcript has 7 exons. The record is from RefSeq and is a predicted model, not a curated record. The coding region runs from base 1 to 3777 and encodes 1258 amino acids. NCBI's taxonomy places the organism in Eukaryota, Fungi, Ascomycota, Taphrinomycetes, Taphrinales, Protomycetaceae. Gene Ontology annotation, cellular component: chromatin; Swr1 complex; nucleus.